This is a messenger RNA of Ostrea edulis (European flat oyster), 2498 nucleotides long. RefSeq names its product calmodulin-like. Gene Ontology annotation, cellular component: myosin II complex. Gene Ontology annotation, molecular function: calcium ion binding. NCBI's taxonomy places the organism in Eukaryota, Metazoa, Mollusca, Bivalvia, Ostreida, Ostreidae. The transcript has 6 exons. The record is from RefSeq and is a predicted model, not a curated record. The coding region runs from base 237 to 830 and encodes 197 amino acids.
GACUACAGAAGGAAAGUAAUUGGUAGCGAAUGAUUUUUUCACAAAUCGACAGCGAGGAAAACAAUGGUUUAAUUGUCUUCUUUUAGAAAAGGCCCAAACAAUGACAACAUAUAAUUUGCAGUUUUUGUAAUUUCACGCUUUGCUGCAAUAUUUCCUUUCAUUGGAAAGAGCAAUGCCGGACUUCAACACAAGAUUUUACAAGAGAGAGAAAUAUUAACAGUACACGAUACGUGGAUAUGGACAACUUAUCGGAGGAACAAAUUGCAGAAAUGAGAGAAAUCUUCAGUCUCUUUGACAAGGACUGUGAUGGUUACAUUGACGUCAGAGAACUGGGAAAGGUUUUGAGAUCUAUGGGAAUGAAUCCCACGGAAAUGGAAAUAGAAGACCUUAUCAACCAGUACAGGGAUAUAGACGAAAACACGACUCAAGACGACCUUGAAGAUGGGAAACUAAACUUCUCAGAAGUCAUGAAAAUUUUAGCAAUCAAAUCCAAGGAGCCCCCGGAGACGGAGGAGUAUCUACGCGAGGCGUUCCGAGCGUUUGAUAAGGACGGGAGUGGGAACAUUACGAUGAUAGAACUCAGACAAAUUAUGACUAAUCAUGGAGAAAAACUUACAGAUGAAGAAGUAGCAGAAAUGAUUCAAGAAGCAGAUGAUGGCAAGGGAGAGGUUCAUUAUGAAGUGCAGUGGAGCACAGUCGCUUUAACAAUGAGACCUGGGUUCAUUUCUCGCAAUCGGCGGUUGUUGAAUGUGAGAGGGUAUGAUGCGUCCAAGGACUCCGUCUCCUCCCACUCAAAAGAUCCCGUGUCAACCUCUGUACAAAUCAAAUAAGAUAUGGAGCUUUAAUGUUUUACCCUGACAUUAAUCAUUUUAAGUCAAAUAAAAAUGCAUGCAUAAGUUUGUUUUGUUGGGUGGGGUUCUACAACUGGAUGUUUUAUAAAAGCAUGUUCAUCAUACUCUUCUAAUCUACGCUUGGAAGAAUUUAAAAAUGAAAGUAUUUUCUCGAUGUUAUAUUUAAAAAUGUAUUUCUCUUCACAAAGCAUAGUUUCCCUGCUUUUUAAAAUCACUUUUGAUUUAUAUUUCAGAUUUUGUAAAGUUGAUCCUCAGCAAGUAAAGAGCAGUCAAUGGGAUUUUUGUCUUUACUUCAAAGUUUGUUUGGUGACAAUGUGAUCGCUAGAUGUAAUAUGUCUGUGAUAUUAUGUGGAAUACAGUUUUACUUGUCAGGCUCUGUGGCGAAGUACAUCAUUCGGGAAGGAUUGCAUGAAAUGGAGUUCUUGUAUAUUCACCUGAUUAUUCCGACAGUUUGACCAGAAUAACACGUCGUUCUUUAUUACUACGAGGGUAGUUCAAAACGAGUGUAAUCUUGUUCCUCAAUGUUAUUAUCAAUAAAACAAACAAAUGUUAAUACACAUGCUGAUCAAGAUAUAGGGCUCAUGGCGGGUGUGACUGGUCGACAGGGAAUGUUUACUCCUCCUAGGCACCUGAUCCCACCUGUGGUAUAUCCAGGGGUCCGUGUUUGCACAACUCUCUGUUUUGUAUUGCCUAUACUUAUGAGAUUGAUCACUGUUCGUUAUCUUCACCUUUCAUGCUAACCACAAUUUAGUAAUACACUGUAUAAGUAGCAUAAAUAUUUCUUUAUGUAGUCGUUACUGCAGUACACACACCUCUCGGAUCCUCUUAGUCACAUGCCAAGUACACCAGAAUACUGUUUUGUCUAUUUUAGAUAUACCAUACAUUAAUGCAAGUUUACUUAGAAACACGAUUUCUCGAGCCCAAUAAAUGAUGUACAGUUCUAUUUGGAUUGUAGGGCGUUUGUCUCCGACACGAUGUCGUGCAUGUUUAUCCGACAUUGUUAGCAUCUAUAAGGUUCCCAUUGGUUUGAGUUGUUUUUUCAAUGUAACUUAUACCCGUACAACCUUUCGAAAAUCAUCCAUACUGGUCCAAGUAUAAAGUUUCCUGUUUUUGUAGGCAUCUUCCUCAGAUUCACAAUUAUGGAGGUACUCUGCAUCGUCAUAAUGGCUGACUUCCUUUUAAAACAGAUGAAAAUAUAAAUAUCAGAAAUAUUUGUCUAUUCAUUUCAAAUAUCUUUUCCUAACUGAGUAGGUUAGCACGUCGACUGCUGAAUUGUAGGUCGUGGGUUCGAGUCCAGUAGGGGUUUUAAUUUUUCUCAGAUUUCUUUCUACUAAAACUGCAUUUUUUGAUUAAAUAAAGUAAAUUUGAGUUUUCAAUUUCAAAAUAUUGUUGCACAUAUCCUCCACUUUUCAUUCAUAUCAGAUUCCUCUGGUGUAGCAUACCUCCUUAAAAAACAUUAUGAUUGAUAGCGAAUCAUUUUUUGAUUAAUCUAGCUAGUAUUUUAGAAUUCAUGAAGUCAGCUUAGCGCUUUUCAGUACUUUGAUUUGAUUAACCUAGCUAGUAUUUUAGGUUGUGUAACGACUAUAUCCCGUCGUCAUACAAGUACAAAGAGAUCUUUCAGCAAUAAAAAUUAUUCUCAAUCAGUAA